GCGAAGGUACGCCAGCUGCAGACCCAACUGCAAGAAGAGGAUCAGGUGCAGCAACGCCUUGCGGCAGCUGAGGGGAGUUUGCGCUUGACGCGCUCCGAGCUGCAGCAAGAGCAGCAGCAAGCGGCUUUGUUUCAGGGCAAGGCCCGUCAGCUUACUGCGGAACUUCGGGAGGAGGAGGCGGUGCGCGAACAGCUCGGCACAGCGCAGGCCAAAGUGCGGCAGCUGCGGUCGGAGCUGCAAGCGGCGCAGGAGACACAGCAGGAGCUGAGUGCAGCCGAGGCUCAGCUCCGACGAGAGCAAGAGCGUCGCACGGCCUGCGAGGCCAAAGUGCAGCAGCUGCGCCACGAAGCGCAGGAGGCCGAAGAGAGGAAGCAGCAGCUGAUGGUCGCGGAG
Messenger RNA from Symbiodinium sp. CCMP2592, 393 nucleotides. NCBI's taxonomy places the organism in Eukaryota, Dinophyceae, Suessiales, Symbiodiniaceae. The record is from the annotation of a GenBank genome assembly.